AAUGAACUCAUUUUAGAAAGCAAUUAAAUGCGUUGAACCACAGAAUUUAGUGGAAAUUGGAAAAGCAAUAUUUGUUAAGCAGGUGAACAAAUUGGGUGAAACAAGGAAAUGUAUAAGAAAUCAAUAAGAAACGGAAAAAAUAAAAUAAAACAAAAUAAAACUCAACAAAAAGUUGAAAAUGAAUAGUAGAAAAAGAUGUAAAAGCAAUGCAUUGAACAAAUGUGCAAGCUUUCUAACGCCGCAGUCGGCUUCGCAGUCUCCGUGGGCAGCGCAGUCGGCGGCCGUGCCAACAAGAACAAUUGCGAAGCAUCGCGAAGCGGCGAGAGAGGAGUGCAGAGCGGGAGAGCAGCGAGAGCAGAGAGCGAGCAGAGAGCGGGCGAGAGCAGCGGCAUUUCGAGUGCAGACGGCGGUGGUGUCGGUGUCGUUUUGGUUUUGUCGGCUAAACACAAUUUAAGUUCACUCGGUUAGCAGACAUUACACAUACACACACAUAUGUCUGUAUGCAAGAAACCAGAAAAAAGGGAAAAAUACAACGUUCGUUGAGUCGCGUUCUGUUUUUUUUUUUGUGCGUGGCUUGUGCUCGUGUGUGUGUGCUUCGGUUUUGCCAAUUUUAGCCAACUUUAGCUCUCAGUGUCGAACUUAAACUUAAAGAGCGAGCAACGUGACGUGUCGCUAAAAAAAAUUCGCGCACACAACUUCCUACUUCAUCAAAAAAAAAACCAAUGAAAUAAACAAAAAGAAACGUCUAAAAAAAGCGAGACUUGUUUUUUUUUUUAUUGUGCAUCUGUGUGUUUGUGAUUGUAACAAAGAGUAUCAAGGAAAGAGAGAAGAAGCAAAAAACAAAGAGAGAGAGAGCAAGAGCAGCUGAUUUUAGCCGGCAAGUGUCAGCUGUUUCGUGACAGAACGAGAUAGCGCUAGAUUUUUGGACAGGGCGAACAUGUUAUGUCUUGCACGCCUUCUCCUCCUUGUGCUGCAUUCGCUUUAGCAAUGCAACAACAACAGCAGCAGCAACAACUUAAAAUACAAGAAAUACAACAGCAAAGACAACAUUUGCAAAUUCAACAAAUACAACAGCAAAGGGGAAAGAAGGAGGAACUAAGGCAAAUCCAAGAAAUACCGCAAUUAAUACCACAUCAAAUACAGAAAAUACCGCAACUACAACAAAUUCAAAUACAUAAAAUACCGCAUCUAACAAUUCAAACACAGAAAAUACCACAAUCACAGCAUAAUGGUAGUAAUGUAAAACAAAAAGCUUAUCAAAUUCCGGAAGUACACAAGUUACAAAUAAUACCAGAAAAUCGGGCACAUGAAACACAAACGAUACCGCAACAACAUAGGCCUAUAUUUGAUUCUCAUCAAAUUAAUGAAUUACCGCACACACAAACUAUUCAAAUAACUUUGCAAAGUCGGCAAAAUAUACCAGAAUUACAACAGAUAAAACAGUUACAGUUUCAACAAAUACAACGAUUACCGAUUGUACCAGAAAUACAGCAAUUUCAGACAGCGCAGCAAAAUCAAACGAUUCAAAUAGGUGCCACAAGAAUAACAUAUAACAGCAAUAGUAACAGCAACAACAGUAGCAGCAAUAGCAACAACAACUACUGUAACAUUAACAACAACAAUAACAAUAGCAGCAACAGUAACAGCGGCAACAACAUAAUGUUAGCCUCCGCCAGCGCCUCUGCCGCCGCAAGAAAACGCAGCCGCAGCGCGAGUAAUGGCAGCAAAAGCAACAACAAAACGGCCAGUGGCCGCAAAUUAACAAAAAGCAUGUCCGCCGGCGCUCAGUUGCAGAUGGCCCCGCAAACCACUUCGGCCCUAAGUCACCACCAUCCCAAUCAGCAGCAGCAGUUGCAACCGCCGCAGCAGCAGCAGCCGCAGCAGCCCCCGCCCCCGCAACAGCAGCAGCAGCAGCAGCAUUUUGCCAACCAUCACAGCAACCAACAACAGUCGCAACAGCAGCAGCAGCAGCAGCAGCAGGAGCAACAGAAUCCGCAGCAGGCGCCACAGCAGCAGCAGCAGCAGCAGAUACUUCCGCAACAGCAUCUGCAGCACCUGCACAAGCAUCCGCAUCAGCUGCAACAGCAACUGCAUCAGCAGCAGCAGCUCCACCAGCAGCAGCACUUCCACCAGCAGCAGCAACAGUCGCUGCAGGGGCUGCAUCAGGGUAGCAGCAAUCCGGACUCUAAUAUGAGCACUGGCUCCUCGCACAGCGAGAAGGAUGUCAAUGAUAUGCUGAGUGGCGGUGUAGCAACGCCCGGCGGAGCAGCUGCAGCAGCAGCAGCAGCCGCCGCAGCAGCAGCCAUCCAACAGCAACAGCAACAGCAGCAGCAACAGCAACAUCCCGCCUUUCCGCCCGCCCUGGGAAUGCAACAGCCUCCGCCGCCGCCGCCACAGCACUCCAAUAACGGAGGUGAGAUGGCCUAUUUGACGGCCGCAACGACCACGACGACAUCGGUGGUGCCGGCGGCGGUGGGGGCCAAACCCCGAACGCCAGCGGAGCGGAAACGGAAGCGGAAAAUGCCGCACACCAGUGCGGACGAGGCGGGGAGUGGCGGUGGUUCCGGCGGAGCAGGAGCCACAGUGGUGAACAACAGCAGCCUGAAGGGCAAAUCCCUGGCCUUUCGUGAUAUGCCCAAGGUGAACAUGAGCCUGAAUAUGGGCGAUCGCCUGGGUGGCUCGGCGGGCAGUGGCGGCGGAGCCGGUGGCGCCGGCAGUGGAGGAUCCGGAGCCGGUUCCGGUUCCGGCAGUGGCGGCGGCAAGAGCGCCCGCCUCAUGCUCCCCGUCAGCGACAACAAGAAGAUCAACGACUACUUCAAUAAGCAGCAAACGGGCGUGGGCGUUGGCGUCGGCGUCCCAGGCGGUGCGGGCGGAAACACUGCCGGACUCCGAGGAUCGCAUACGGGAGGCGGCAGCAAGUCACCCUCAUCCGCCCAGCAACAGCAGCAGCAGCAGCAACAGACGGCGCAGCAGACGAGCGGUGUUGUUGCGACGGGCGGCAAUGCAGGAGGAGUUGCCGCUGGCAAUCAGGUGCAAGUGCAGACGAGCAGCGCCUACGCCUUGUAUCCACCAGCUAGUCCCCAAACGCAGACGCCGCAGCAACAGCAGCAGCCACCGGGAGCCGCCGACUUUCACUAUGUCAACUCCAGCAAGGCGCAACAGCAGCAGCAGCAGCAGCGCCAGCAGCAGCAACAGACUUCCAAUCAAAUGGUUCCUCCACACGUGGUCGUCGGCCUGGGUGGUCAUCCACUCAGUCUAGCCUCCAUCCAGCAGCAGCAGCAGCAACAGACGCCCCUCUCCCAGCAGCAACAGCAGCAGCAGCAGCAACAACAGCAGCAACAGCAGCAGCAGCAGCAGCAGCAGCAGCAACUGGGACCACCGACCACAUCGACGGCAUCCGUUGUGCCCGCGCAUCCGCAUCAGCUCGGCUCCCUGGGAGUGGUGGGCAUGGUCGGUGUGGGCGUAGGCGUGAGUGUGAAUGUGGGCGUGGGGCCACCACUGCCACCGCCACCGCCAAUGGCCAUGCCAACGGCGAUCAUACAAUCAUACAGCAAGGCCACGCAGACGGAGGUGUCGCUGCACGAGCUGCAGGAGCGCGAGGCGGAACACGAGUCGGGCAAGGUGAAGCUGGACGAGAUGACGCGCCUGUCGGACGAGCAAAAGUGCCAGAUUGUCGGCAACCAGAAGACGAUCGACCAGCACAAGUCGCACAUUGCCAAGUGCAUCGAUGUGGUCAAGAAGCUGCUCAAGGAGAAGAGCAGCAUUGAGAAGAAGGAGGCGCGACAGAAGUGCAUGCAGAAUCGCCUCAGACUCGGCCAGUUUGUCACCCAGCGCGUGGGCGCCACAUUCCAGGAGAACUGGACGGACGGUUAUGCGUUCCAGGAGCUAAGUCGGCGGCAGGAGGAAAUCACUGCCGAGCGCGAGGAGAUCGACCGGCAGAAGAAGCAGCUGAUGAAGAAGCGUCCGGCGGAGUCCGGACGCAAGCGCAACAACAACAGCAACCAGAACAACCAGCAGCAGCAGCAGCAACAGCAGCACCAGCAGCAGCAGCAGCAGCAGAAUUCCAACUCGAACGAUUCCUCGCAACUGACGGGCGGCGUGGUGACCGGACCGGGCAGUGAUCGCCUGGGCGGCACAGCCGGCGGCGUGAGCAGCGUCGACAGCGGUCUGGGUGGCAACAAUGCGGGCGCAAUCGGUGGCGGUGCCGUUGGCGGCGGCGUCGGCAGCGGCAACGUUGGCGGCGGCGGCGGCGUUGGCGGCGUCGGUGGCGGCGGCGGCGGCGGAGGACGUGGUCUGUCGCGCAGCAACUCGACGCAGGCCAAUCAGGCUCAAUUGCUGCACAACGGCGGCGGCGGCUCGGGCGGCAAUGUCGGCAAUUCGGGCGGCGUCGGAGAUCGCCUCUCGGAUCGAGGAGGGGGUGGACUGGGCGGCAACGAUAGCGGCAGCUGUUCGGACUCGGGCACGUUCCUCAAGCCGGAUCCCGUUUCGGGGGCGUACACCGCGCAGGAGUACUACGAGUACGAUGAGAUACUCAAGCUGCGCCAGAACGCCCUCAAGAAGGAGGACGCCGACCUGCAACUGGAGAUGGAGAAGCUGGAGCGGGAGCGCAAUCUGCACAUCCGAGAGCUCAAGCGGAUACUCAACGAGGAUCAGUCCCGCUUCAACAACCAUCCCGUGCUGAACGAUCGCUAUCUUCUGCUGAUGCUGCUGGGCAAGGGCGGCUUCUCAGAGGUUCACAAGGCCUUCGACCUCAAGGAGCAACGCUAUGUCGCAUGUAAGGUGCACCAAUUAAACAAGGAUUGGAAGGAGGAUAAGAAAGCUAAUUAUAUCAAACACGCUUUGCGGGAAUACAACAUUCACAAGGCGCUGGAUCAUCCGCGGGUCGUCAAGCUCUACGAUGUCUUUGAGAUCGAUGCGAAUUCCUUUUGCACGGUGCUCGAAUACUGCGAUGGCCACGAUCUGGACUUCUAUCUGAAGCAACAUAAGACUAUACCCGAGCGUGAAGCGCGCUCGAUAAUAAUGCAGGUUGUAUCUGCACUCAAGUAUCUAAAUGAGAUUAAGCCUCCAGUUAUCCACUACGAUCUGAAGCCCGGCAACAUUCUGCUCACCGAGGGCAACGUCUGCGGCGAGAUCAAGAUCACCGACUUCGGACUGUCGAAGGUGAUGGACGACGAGAACUACAAUCCCGAUCACGGCAUGGAUCUGACCUCCCAGGGAGCGGGCACUUACUGGUAUCUGCCACCCGAGUGCUUUGUGGUGGGCAAGAAUCCGCCGAAGAUCUCCUCCAAAGUGGACGUGUGGAGUGUGGGCGUGAUCUUCUACCAGUGUCUGUACGGCAAGAAGCCAUUCGGUCACAAUCAGUCGCAGGCCACCAUCCUCGAGGAGAAUACGAUCCUGAAGGCCACCGAAGUGCAGUUCUCCAACAAGCCAACCGUUUCCAAUGAGGCCAAGAGUUUCAUUCGAGGCUGUUUGGCCUAUCGCAAGGAGGAUCGCAUGGAUGUGUUUGCGCUGGCCAGGCACGAGUACAUUCAGCCGCCGAUACCGAAGCACGGCCGUGGUUCGCUCAACCAGCAGCAGCAGGCGCAGCAGCAACAGCAGCAGCAGCAGCAACAGCAGCAGCAGCAGUCGUCAACGUCGCAGGCCAAUUCCACCGGCCAGACAUCGUUCUCUGCCCACAUGUUUGGCAAUAUGAAUCAGUCGAGUUCGUCCUAGCUGCCAACCAAGCGCAAUUCCAAUUCAUAAUUCGCCGCAGUAGCAGCAGCCACUCUGGCUGCCAGCCAGCAACAGCAGCAACAACUGCAACUUCAGCAAUACCAGCAGCAGCAGCAGCAUCAGCAACUCCAUUUACAAAACAGUAGCAGCAACUAUGCGGCUACGCUACUCGAUGCAGCGGCCUUUUGCUACGAGACCGUAAUGGAUGCAGCCCACUUCCACAACAACAACAACAACAACAACAAUAGCACCAUUAUCAACAACAAUAUGCAGACAAUGCCGGCAAACGCUGCUAGUGCUGCUGCAAAUGCUGCUGUAGCUGCAGGAGGAGGAGGAGGAGGGGGAGGAGGAUCUGGGGGAACACCAACCUAUCAGGGGAAAUACAAGCGCUGGCAGCAGCAACAGUUGCAACAGCAGGCGCAACUGCAACAGCAGCAACACAAGUUGCUGUUGCAACAAGAGCUGCUGUAGAACAAGCAUAUAUGGGUGAUUGAUGAUUGAUUGAUUGAUGGAUUGAUGAUGUUUCGUUGACAGUGGAUGAUAGAUGAUAGAUGAUGACAAAGGGAGUUUGAGAAGAAUAAGGGGAGAAUGAGCUGCCUGCAACACUGCCGCCAAGCCAAGCUAAGCUAAUGUUGCUGCUGCAACAGCAACAACACCAUCUACAACAACACCACCCCAAGAAUUUCCACAGCGAGUCGCAAACAAACAACAACAAAAACUUAAAUUAAAGAAACUAUAUAUAAAUAUAUAUAUGCAUAUAUAUAUUAAAUGUGAUAAACAAGCGUAAAGCAAAAAAAAAAAAAAAAAAAAAAAACAAAAAACAAAAAAAAAUGAAAAGAACAUGAGGAAAGCAAGCAAGCAGCAAAAACAGCAGGAGAAAGACGAACAACCGAGGGGAUAACCCCGGAGGAUAGGGAAAAAGCACAGCUGCAGUUAAAGAAACCGGAAGAGGAGAGCGAGGAAAAAUUUGAAAGCAGAAGAAAAGCAGAGACAGAGACGGUUUGUGGAAGCUGAGAGAAGAAUCGCCGAUAAGAGGAGAAAGCUUGAGAAAUUGUUUAUAAAGGCUGCUAUAAACACACACACUUUUUUUUUGUUAACUAUAAAUACCAAGCAGAAUAAUUAAUAUAAAAUAAUUAAUAAUUAAUUGCUAAAUGUAAAUUAGUAAGUAGGGUGGCAUCUAAAACAACAAAACAAAAACGCAAAAAAAAGAAUGAUUCCCAAGAACAACAACGCGUGUGAGAGAAGGCAGAUAAUAUUUUUUCUCUGUAUUAAUAAUAAAAAUGGUUAACGUAAAGACAUCAUAGCAAAUUAGCGUAGGCUAAAAAAGCACACAGUAUAGAGAACUGAAAUGAAAAAAAAAAUACAAAAAAGCAGGAACACAGCAAGGAUCAUAAAGUCGCAGAAAAAAGAACACCUUUGCAAUGGGAAAACACGAACUAAUGCGUUGGUUUUUUUUGUUCGAUUAUUUAAUUGGGUUUUGUUUGUUUGUAGUUCAAACAUUAAUACAUUAACACUCACUUAUUCUCAUGCACACACAGCACAACACAACAUAACACAGAUACACACACAAUACACUGCAGACUGCUUUUGCCUUACAAGAAA
Messenger RNA from Drosophila elegans, 7314 nucleotides. RefSeq names its product neurogenic protein mastermind (gene Tlk). Lineage: Eukaryota; Metazoa; Arthropoda; Insecta; Diptera; Drosophilidae. The record is from RefSeq and is a predicted model, not a curated record. The transcript has 8 exons. The coding region runs from base 943 to 5712 and encodes 1589 amino acids. Gene Ontology annotation, biological process: peptidyl-serine phosphorylation; intracellular signal transduction; chromosome segregation. Gene Ontology annotation, molecular function: ATP binding; protein serine/threonine kinase activity. Gene Ontology annotation, cellular component: nucleus.